Molecule: messenger RNA, 2001 nt
Organism: Schistosoma turkestanicum
Lineage: Eukaryota; Metazoa; Platyhelminthes; Trematoda; Strigeidida; Schistosomatidae
Source: the annotation of a GenBank genome assembly
GGUAUUUUUGUCAUGAAGGUCAGAAGGACGCAUCUCAUGCUUUGCAGAUCCUUAUAACUACCAUUGAGGUCAAAUUUUGUCUGAUCAAGAAACAGAUUUGUGCUAAGUCUUAGAGAUCACUUGAAUCAGUAUUUGUCUUAAAUCGAUAACUCAGAGUGAAAGGCAAUGGCGGAGGUUGUUGAACGGAAUUUGGAAGAUUCCAUUGGUGAGAUCUUGCAUAUUCGAAAAGCGAAACUUUUUAAUAAGCUGGAAAUCAAUGAAAUAGUUCGCAAACGAAGGCACCAUGAAUACAGUCUUCAGAAACGUAACAAACGGAUUUUAGACUAUGAUGCUUACAUUAACACCGAAAUAACUAUAAUGAAGUUGUUACGCUGUCGUCGCCAGAUGACACACGAUAGCAGGUAUGUCGACAAGAUUGAGAAGUCAAUUAUUAGUCGCCUUGUACGCUUGCAUCGGCAAUUGUGUUAUAGAUUCCAGUCACAUAUUGACCUUUGGAUGAGAUUUAUUCAUUUUUGCAAAAUUAUUAAUCGGCAUUUAUCUGUCGUACGUAUCUGGAAUAAUGUGCUGCGAAUACACGGUCGAACAGAACCAAGGCUAUGGAUCGCUGCAGCUGCAUAUCAUUUACAUGAUGGUGUUAGAUCGCAAGCUCGUGGAGAUCUACGACAUUUCGCCGAACAAAAAAGUGACUUGAUCAAAACCCGCAAAAGAUUGCGAAGUGAAUAUAUGAUAUUGAAUCGUCACACACCAAAGUCAGAGAAGCAGAAAAUAAACCAGCUUAUGGAAGAGUUAAAAGAAAAUCAAGCUUCCUUAGAUGAAGCAGCUAAAGAAAUGGUCAGAGAACGUUGUCUUACUUGGGACAGGGCCCAUUUGAACGCGAUCCGAGAAGCUCGACACCUGAUAACUGAAGGAAUCUCUUUCAAUCCUGAAUGUGAUCUAUUACAUUUGGAAUUGGUCAAAUUAGAGAUCAAUGCUUUGGAUUUUUUCCGCACUCGUGUUCUUCCACGAUAUAAAAACUGUGAUACUGAUUUGACUAAUUCAACCGAAGAUGAAAAGAAGAAACUAAAAACGCUGAAAAACGAGGCAGUGGAGAACAAGAAGUUUAUGAGCUUAAUAACUGAAAAUACAGAAUUUAUUGUUAGCGGAGGAGCUGUCAAUUUAGUGAUUGAAUCAUUGUUGUCUCGAUGGGUUAAUAAUAGUAAAAUGCUUGAAUUACUUCAUCAAACAUUGUUAACUGUUCCACAGUUAAUCGAUUCACAAUUAAUUGAGAAAGUGGCUAACUGUGUAAAAAUUGCUAAGGAGGAGGAGGAGAAGAAGGGAAAUAUUUGUGAGUCUGCGAAAAAAGAUGAGGCUCCAUUGAAAUCUAAAACAAAUGAGAUUCGAUCAACAAUUUCUAAUCAAUUAGUUGAAAUUCACCAAACUAUGAUGGAAAAAGGUGUUGAAGCUGUAAUACACUUAUGGAAUUCUUGGUAUCUACCAUCGACUGGUAAUUCUCCUCCACAGACUUCACCUCUCCGAAUGAUUAAUCCAUCAUUUCCUGAAGCUGUUGGUUUGUUACGCUCUCGUUUAAGUGCACUGUCUCUGUACUCUGCAUAUGAAGUAGAAGGUCAAUCAUUGUCAACAUCCAGUACAAUGGUCACCAAUGAUGAACAUGAUACUCAAUUACACAAUGAUUAUCAUCGGAAACGUCAGUUUCUAUCCGCUGAAGUUAAUAAAACUCGAGUGUUGUUUGAUUUACUGAGUACUUCACAAUGGGGUAGUCAUUGUCCAGAAUUCUGGUUAAUUUAUUUACAAUUUGAAAAAACCAUUGGAGAUAUUACACAAAUGCCAGCUGUACAAUGGAGAGCUCAAAAAACACUAUCCACUGAAUGUUUUGACAAGUUCAUUGUCAUGUUAAAUAAAGACUGUGAAUAAAACUAAUCAGUGCAAACUUGUGUACUAUAUAUAUACUGCAUACAUUUUGUAUUAUAAUGUAAAAUAUAACAUGUAAUGAGAAGUGAUUGA